Messenger RNA from Caenorhabditis sp. 36 PRJEB53466, 2084 nucleotides. The record is from the annotation of a GenBank genome assembly. Lineage: Eukaryota; Metazoa; Nematoda; Chromadorea; Rhabditida; Rhabditidae.
AUGUCCUCUCAGCCCACUGAAAACGUCUGGAAGUACGUCGGAAUCACGGCGGCGACAAGUGCCGCAUUCGGUCUUUUUCUCCACUUUUCCCGUCGCGACGACAGGAAUAUCGUCGAAAUCGAACGACUUCAGAUGAUGGUCGAAGUAUUGGGCGUGAAGAUGGAGGACUUGGAAUCCAUUCUGAAGAGUAUCAACGAGGAAGUGAAGAAUCAGAAGGCGCUGAAAACGUCGAAUAGUGGAGGCGCUCUGAAGAGUGUUUCUUUCAAAUUGGCCUCAGAAGCGAGCACGAGUCGUAGCGGAUCCGGCAGGCCGAUGUCGCGCACGAGAAGUUGGCAGUCGAUCACUUCGGAUUCGGAAUACGGAGACGCCGAAGAAGACUGGUAAGCGCCGUUAGGAUAAUUUUCAUAUUUGUGGGCCCAAGACGACCGUAAUUUUUAGCAUUUCCUAAUGAUAACAAAAAUCAUUUAUGACAGAUCUAAAUAUAAAUAUAAGAAAAGAUAAGAUAAAUGACGUAAUGUGACCCGUCUGGUGAGCUCAAGACUCCCCCACUCUCUGUCAUUCAUUCUCUUCUUCUUCUCCAUUCUUUCUUUCAUUUCCAACGGCUCUAAUUGAUAGUUUUUUGAUCUCCUGACUUUCGGGGUAAGCUCCAAUUUCACGAAAUCGACAAAGCCAUGAAGGUUCUAGUUAUUCUUUCGACAAUUCUCAUAGGAGUAAAAGCCAGGUUCGAGAUUCAAAUCGACGCGUUCGGGCGACAGAAAAAGGCAAAAAGUGUGUUGCAGGUACACCGACGAUCGCGCAUUCGGAGACGCCAAACCGGUCGACAGUUCCACAUCACAGCAGGUCAGUUUUAGACACGUCUCAUUCGUCCUGUACUUUAUGCAUUGGUGCUUGAUUGCUUGCUUCUAGAAAGAUAGCACUCGAUGUUUUGUGUCAAAUGACUAGUGGAAUUUUAACUGCUCAUUCUAGAGCACAUUUUCUUCUUCGUGGCAAGACCCAUUUGGCAUCGAUUCAUGAAUGUGCCCCGGCCUCUCCCUGGUCCGUUUGUUUGUGUAGCCUACACGAACGCAUCUUUCUCUCUCUCUCUCUCUCCGUCUGUGUGUAUCCGACUCGUCACUCUGUCUCUCCGCGUUGCCGGCCGUGAAUCACUCGGCGACGUAGCAGAAAACAUCACUUGUGUUCUCCGUUUUCUCUCCCGUUUUCGAUACGAUUUUUCUGUGUGUGUGUGUGUGUGUUUGUGUAAUGAUAAGCAACGUGUAUUUGUGCAUUUCAGUCCGUCGCUCACACUUUUGUUCAACAAAACGAUAUGUCGUUCGAUAAUCUCGACGCUCUCUUCGGAACGGAUCGCGUUCAAGAAGGAUAUGACGAGCUAAAAAAGGUGAGACAAUUUUAAAAAUUUGAGGAAAAGUUAUGAAAUUACAAUCGAUUUUCAGCGAUAUGACGCCGGAGAGCACUCGAUCGAUGUCCUCUGGAGGCUGGCCAAGUUCUGCAACGAGAUUGGCAACCGAGUGGAGAAGGACAAGAGAAAGGAGAUCAUCACGGAGGGAAAGAAGUACGCCGUCGAGGCGUGGAACACCGACUCGAACAACUUUCUGGCAGCGAGAUGGGCGGCGCUCAUGUCGGGAAAAGUCACCGAGUACCUGGGGACCAAGGACAAGAUCGAGGAGGGAAAGCACUGCAAGGUAUGGAUAGUCAGCUAGACACAAAUGCAUUGAGAGCUUUUCUUUCAGGAGUAUCUCGACCGUGCCAUCUCGAUUCAGCCAAAGGAGGACGCUCUUCUUCAUCUCCGCGGCCGCUGGGCCCUUUCUGUCGCCAAUCUCUCGUGGCUCGAGCGAAAGGCCGCCGCGAUUCUCUACUCAGAACCACCAACCGCCACCGUCGAGGAGGCGAUCGCCGACUUCCAGGCCGCCUACGACAUCAACCCGGAGUGGAUCGAGAACACAGUCUACCUCGGAAAGGCACUGUACCAGAAGGGCGACAAGUCCGCCGCGAAGCCGUUCUUCGAGAAGGCACUUUCGGUCGCCCCGAAAAACGAUAACGAGAAGGAGCUGCUCGCCGAGGCCAAGACGCUGUCCGGAAAGUGCUAA